This is a messenger RNA of Caenorhabditis briggsae, 690 nucleotides long. The record is from RefSeq and is a predicted model, not a curated record. The coding region runs from base 1 to 690 and encodes 229 amino acids. Lineage: Eukaryota; Metazoa; Nematoda; Chromadorea; Rhabditida; Rhabditidae. The transcript is spliced from 4 exons.
AUGUUUUUCAUUCACACGUAUUCGUUUUUUAUUCUAGGACUACUAGUGAUGAGUUGUACACCAUGUAUACCUACAAUUCCUCCUGAAGACGUUGGUUUUGUCGAACGGGUAAUCCACCAACUUGAAUCUCUACCAGACCCACCACCAGCAGUGGUUUCAGUUCUUCCUGUUAUUCAAGUUAUCAAAAAAGAAAUCGAGAAAGCUAAUAAAAUCGUGAUAACCAAAACUGUGGAGAUUGUUGAGAAAAUACAAAAACCUGUAAAAACGGUUACUGCUGUUGUUGCCGGGUGUCAUGUAAAUCAGAUCAAGUUCACAUCUCCAGAAACGGGACGGAAGCUUGGAAAAACUAUAAUUCCACCUACUUUAACAUGCAUCAAAAAAUCACUUUAUGGAUGUGACAUCGUUCAUCUGUCAUGCAAUGUUCCCGAAAAUUCCAAAUAUCCGCUGAUUUCCGGAUUUGUGAGUCGUUCGGCAAAAAUCGAAGGAGCUGAUUGGGCAACGACUGACUUGAAAGAAACGAAAGCAGAUUUCAAUUUGGAAUGUGAUGUAUUCAAUCGCUGGACGUAUAUAUCUGAUAUUCCAGGAUUGGAAGGAAAAGUGUACCCGACAAAUGAAGUUUCUUGUUUACUAGUUCCAAUUUUAACAGAAAAUAAUCAACUUGAUUUCGAAGAAAUGCAUUAUGAUGUGUGA